AAAGUCGGAAAGUCGGAAUUAUUGUUAAAAAAUUUAUUAUUUCAUUCAUGAGUUAAGUGUUGAAGCAGCAGGUACACAUCAGCAGCAGCAGCAAGGAAUUUUAAUUCUUCCAUCUCUGUUGUGUGUCACUUACUUACCUAUCAAAAAAAGAGAAAAGUUAGCAAGCUACAAAAAAAAAAUAUUAAUUAGAAAAAGUCCCGCAAAGAGGAAAUACUGGUUUUCAAAAUUUUUAUUUAGAUGAAAUAAAUAAAAAUUUCAUGAAACAAAAAAUUCGGAAGAACGGACCACAAGCCGAACACUCGUUUGGAUUAAAUGGAUUAAUAGAAAAAAAUAACAGAAAAAAAUAAAAAAAAAAUCUGUGGUGAAAAAAUUAAAGUGAAUUGUUAUUAUUCCAAAGUAAUAAUAACUAAUUAAUUAAUUUAAAUUAAAAAAAAAAUAAUAAAAAAUAAAAUUACAUAAAAAUGGCUUGCAUACGAUCAAAUCGGUUUUGUGCCUGUGUCCAAGAUAAAGUGUCUCAAUUUGCAAAAAUUCUUCACAGCAAUCCACAACAACAAAUACUGAUUAAAAAGGAUUUUACAACUACAUCUUUCAAUCCAGCGAAAUCACAACAGGUACCCUUGACGGGCACCUUAGUGAGCAAUAUUUCGAAAAAAUGUCAGCCAUCAACAACGCCAUCAUUACCUAUAGUGCAUCCAUGUAUAAGAGGAUUCAGUUCUGCGCACACAAAUCAACCUGCGGCACCAGCACAAAAAGAACAGAAAAUCGAUCCUUAUGCUCUGCUGGAAGACGAUCUCAAAGACAUAUUUGAGGAUGUGAGACAAGAACUGCAUCGUGGCACAAACCAACCCGAACUUGACGAAAUUGCAAUAUACUACUUCGAUGGACAAGGAAAGGCACUUAGGCCGAUGGUUGCUAUGCUGAUGGCUCGGGCGCUAAAUUAUCACGCACAAAACGAAUCCAGAACAACUCUAUACAAACAAAGACAAGUCGCCAUGAUAUCAGAGAUGAUUCACUCAGCUAGUUUAGUUCAUGACGAUGUCAUAGAUCAAUCGUAUUCGCGAAGAGGUAAACCAAGUGUAAAUAUUUUGUGGAAUCAUAAAAAGGUCACAAUGGCUGGCGAUUAUAUUUUAGCAAUUGCUUCAACCUUAAUAGCUGGACUCAAACACGAUGAAGUAACAUUAGUACUUAGUCAGGUGUUAACGGACUUAGUUCAAGGAGAGUUUAUGCAACUCGGAUCUAAGGAAACUGAAAACGAACGAUUUGCCCAUUACUUUACAAAGACCUACAGAAAAACUGCCUCUUUGAUCGCAAAUAGUCUUAAAGCUGUGGCAAUUUUAUCUGGCGUAGAAGAUCCCCUUGUAGAAUUAUCCUUCCAAUAUGGCAGAAAUUUAGGUUUAGCUUUCCAAUUUGUUGACGACUUACUUGAUUUUGUGUCAUCAUCUGAGCAAUUGGGUAAACCAGCGGCGGCAGAUCUUAAAUUAGGACUAGCAACAGCACCAGUUUUGUUCGCAUGCGAAAAGUAUCCCGAACUGAAUCCCAUGAUCAUGCGUCGCUUCCGCGAGCCCGGAGACGUCGAGAAGGCCUACGAACUGGUACACAAGUCACAAGGACUCGAACAAACAAGAUUUUUGGCCAAAAAGCACCUUAUCGAGGCAAUUAGACUGGCAUCACAGCUGGCCGAGUCGCCGUACCAAAAGGGUCUCGUCACCGUCACGGAUUUCGUGCUCAACCGAAUGAAAUAACGACACAACAUUAAAUAAUUUAUAAUUUAUUUUCUAUUAUUUUUUGCAACAAUAUAACAAAAGAACAGCACCAACAAACAAAAAAAAAAUAACCAACAAUGGCUCUACAUUUUUGUUCUAAAUUUUUAUUCUGUCUGUCACGAAAAAAUUGUUUUUUUUAGUGAAAUCUGUUUUUUUUUUAAACUGCAAUUAAUUAUUUAU
Molecule: messenger RNA, 1943 nt
Organism: Culicoides brevitarsis
Lineage: Eukaryota; Metazoa; Arthropoda; Insecta; Diptera; Ceratopogonidae
Gene: qless
Product: all trans-polyprenyl-diphosphate synthase PDSS1
Exons: 8
Coding region: 462-1742 (426 amino acids)
Biological process (GO): isoprenoid biosynthetic process; ubiquinone biosynthetic process
Cellular component (GO): mitochondrion; transferase complex
Molecular function (GO): prenyltransferase activity
Source: RefSeq, a predicted model, not a curated record